AUGAUGUAUUCACCCGCUUUCCUCGGCUUCGAGAACAUAUUUUUGCCAGAAACAGAAUUUCCUUCACGUACCACGCACUUCCCCGGAAUCGAGUUCCCGAAAUCAUUCAAACGGCGUGCCACCUACGAUGAAUAUUGGAAUCAUGCUCUUCAACGGAACAUUGAACAGAAAACAGAAAACGAUAGACCGCAAAUAUGUAGGUGGUUAGGCUUUGACAAGAUUGUUGCGGACAUGGCGGGAACCACCCGCUCCCUGAAUGUCUUCCCUGUGUCGUCGACAAAAAUCGGGUACCGAUAG
Messenger RNA from Serpula lacrymans var. lacrymans S7.9, 297 nucleotides. RefSeq lists its product as uncharacterized. The transcript is spliced from 2 exons. The record is from RefSeq and is a predicted model, not a curated record. Lineage: Eukaryota; Fungi; Basidiomycota; Agaricomycetes; Boletales; Serpulaceae. Bases 1 to 297 code for a protein of 98 amino acids.